AUGUCUUCCGUCAAAUCAUUCCGCCAACUCCUCGGCAUCUCCCCUUCCUCCGCCUCCACUAGUGAUUCAACUCUGAUCAUCAUCGACGCUCAAAACGAAUACGCCACCGGCCUCCUCGCAGUUGAGAAAGUCGCCGAUUCUCGCAAGGUUAUUGCUAAGCUGCUUGACAAAUAUCGACAGGGCAACGGCAAGAACAUUGUUCACGUCGUGCACGAAGUGCCUGCCAGUGCCCCGGUCUUCACUCCUGGCACUGCUCUCGCACAGGAAUUCGAGGAGCUCACGCCGAAGCCAAACGAAAAAGUGAUUAGGAAGAAUUUCCCGAGCUCGUUUGCUCGGACCGAUCUACAUGAUUACUUGCAGGGACUAGGAAAAGUAGGCCAGAAGAUUGUACUGGUCGGCUACAUGUCGCAUGUUUGCGUUUCUACCACGGCACGUACUGGCAGUGAGCUUGGAUAUGAUGUACUUGUUGUGCGUGACGCUAUAGGCGAUCGCAACAUUCCUGGAGUGGAUGCGGAAACUGUGGUCUCUGUGGUUCUCAGUGAGUUGGGCGAUGGCUUUGCCACCAUUGUGUCUGAAAGUGAAAUCCACUAG
Penicillium digitatum Pd1 is the source of this 591-nucleotide messenger RNA. Its product is annotated as putative isochorismatase family hydrolase. NCBI's taxonomy places the organism in Eukaryota, Fungi, Ascomycota, Eurotiomycetes, Eurotiales, Aspergillaceae. The record is from RefSeq and is a predicted model, not a curated record.